CUUCCGGAUGUUGUUCCUUCUCCAAGGCAAGACUGUGAAAGACUCAGAAAAGCCUUCCAAGUAGUACAAACACCUCCUGGUACUACUACAUGUUUGAAUGUAGUUUUGUGCUAUUCAUGUAUUCUGGAUUCAUGGUUAGGCCUGGGAACCGACGAAAAGGCAGUCAUAAAGGUGUUGGGACAUAGAAAUGCAAGUCAGAGGAGGAUAAUCGGAGAAACUUAUCAGCAGCUUUACAAUAAGUGCCUCAUUGAUGAUCUUAAUGCUGAAUUGUCCGGUGACUUCAGGAAAGCUGUUAUCCUGUGGAUUUAUGAUCCUCCUGAAAGAGAUGCAAGGCUGGCAAAUGAAGCCUUGAAUUCCAGGAGGAAAGGUGUCAAUGAACUGCAAGUAAUUGUUGAGAUAGCAUGUGCAUCAUCUCCUCACCAUUUGAUUGCUGUAAGACAAGCAUAUUCAAUUCUAUGCGACAGUUCACUUGAAGAAGACAUCAUAUCAAAUGUUCCAAUGUCUCUCCAAAAGGACAUUUUGAAUUGUCGCAAAGGAAAUUUGGAAUCCAUUUUGAAGGUGGCCAUUUGGUGCAUUGACGCCCCUGAAAAGCACUUUGCAGAGGUGAUUAGAGCUUCCAUUGUUGGGCUUGGGACUGAUGAGGAUUCUCUGACUAGGGUGAUAGUAACUCGAGCAGAGAUAGAUAUGAUGAAAGUUAAGGGAGAAUAUUUCAACACCAACAAAACCAGUCUUGAUAGUGCAGUUAUUGGUGACACUUCAGGGGAUUAUCAAGAUUUCCUCAUGGCUUUAUUGGAACAAACGUCUAAAUUGCUGCACAUGGCAAGGAUCCUAUCCUCUAUUCAUAUGAAUGUAUGA
Coffea arabica (coffee) is the source of this 855-nucleotide messenger RNA. The record is from RefSeq and is a predicted model, not a curated record. NCBI's taxonomy places the organism in Eukaryota, Viridiplantae, Streptophyta, Magnoliopsida, Gentianales, Rubiaceae.